Molecule: messenger RNA, 2184 nt
Organism: Symbiodinium sp. CCMP2592
Lineage: Eukaryota; Dinophyceae; Suessiales; Symbiodiniaceae
Source: the annotation of a GenBank genome assembly
AUGGUGCAGCACGAAACACGUGGGGGAUUGCACCUCCUCUUCCACCCAAGUCCACUCGAUGCAUGGAUCGGGCGCAACAUACAGCGCAACGAUCAGACCGGGGAGCUCUACGACGAGAAGGGGAAGCUGCUGGGGGAGAGCGACCGGGAGGCCUAUGCCAGCUAUAGGGGGAGACUUUCUCAACGCCGAGCCCUAGGAGCAGCUGCAGACAAGUUGGUGAAAAUCACGGAUGAGUUCAUGCCCCGCAUCACCAACGAGACGCGUGCCUUCAUAAUGCGCUUUCCUCACCGCAUCCCAAAACUCCUGAAGGAUGCCCGCAAGGUGAAGAAGAAGAAGCAAGCACAGAGGGGGACAGGAGCAGCACACCGCCGAGCCACGAAAGGGGACCCACAACGCGAGCCAGACGAGGUGACCGUGCCGACCACAGCCAAGCCGACCGAGACAGCCAGCAGCUCGAGGGGGAAGGCAGACGGGGAGGCACCAGACGACGACGACCAUGGUGCAGCCACGGGGGGGCACAACGAGGUGGACUACCACGACUACCAGGACGUUGACCCACAAUGGCCGUGGGGAGCACAUGGCAGAACAUUGUUGACCGCAGGAAACCCGCAGAACCAGAAGGAGAGCCCAGAACGACAACGGGGGGGGAGACCGACAGCGAACCUGCUGCCGAGUAUAGGCUGGCAAGUGAGGGAGGUGCAGGAGCACAUGGUUGAGAUCCUGCCAGCGCUGGAAGACUACCUGACAGACUGUGGCAAAACGAACCUGGCUCAAGUUGAGCAGUUCCUGGAAUAUCUGGGCGGUAUUGAAGACCAGGUCUUCAAGAACCGCUUGGAAAGGGAGGCGAAGAUGAGAGCUGAAAGGCAAGAAGAGCGCAGCAAGGAGACCAAGGAGGAGGAUAUUGGUGGCUCAGCAGGAGGUCAGAUGGGUGCAGAUUUGGCUGGUGAAGGCAGCACUGGCACUGCCGACUUCAUGCCGAAAGAGGAGGCCUCGGACACCAGUGCCUUCCACGCGCAGCUGUUGGCCCAGAGCUUCUCCAUGGAUUUCGAGAACUUGGAGACGCCAGAGCCACCGGCAAAGCGACAGCGCCAGGAGCCCACUCUCGAUCCACCGAAGCCGAAGGAGAACAAGGCCAAAUCGGGCAAGAUCGUCGACCGUGAGUUCCACCAGGCUCUCCGAGAUCGCCUGAACAACAGGCAAGAUUUGGGCGAGGCCAUGCCUGACACAGUCCGCCUUGGAGAGGGACCGCACUGGAAGCAGCGCUACUAUUUCGAAAAGUUCAAAGUGAAACAGGAUGACCUUGUCGAUUUCCUGCAGAGAAUACGAAAAGCCUACGUCGAGGGCUUGUGCUGGGUCCUUGUCUACUACUACCAGGGCUGCCCGUCCUGGACCUGGUUCUAUCCUUAUCACUAUGCGCCAUUUGCCUCUGACCUGAUUGGGUGCGGCAACCUCAAGUGCGGGGAGCUGACCUACUUCCAGUCUGGGCAGCCCUUCCAGCCGUUCCAGCAACUGAUGAGUGUCCUCCCGCCAGUCAGCGCCGAAGAGGCCGGCAUCCCAGGCCCAAUGCGCGAACUCAUGAAGCAGGCCUUCUCUCCGCUAAUCGAUUUCUAUCCAGUGGACUUCGGCUUGGAUCUGAAUGGCAAGCGCUUUACAUGGCAGGCCGUGGUUCUCUUGCCAUUCAUAGAUGAGCCUCGACUGCUGCGGGUGUUGGGGCCGCUUCUGGCGAAGCUGAAGCCCCACGAGAAGAUCAGAAAUCGACGGGGCAACGAGCUUGUCUUCGGGCACAAGCAGGACAAGGCCUUGUUCCAUGCGGUGCAGCUGGCACAAGCAGCCUUCGAAGCCGGCCAUGCUGGCCUGAAGCAGACUGUGCGCGACAGAUACCUCUUCGGGGCCUUGGAGGGCUGGCAAGGAGGAGGUGCCAACAGAGAGGUGACGUCCCCCAUCGAGGGUCUCCCUGACGUGGAGGAGUCGCACUGUAUCUCGGCACAGUUCACAGACCCGGAAGGGGUGCCCCACCAGUCCAAGCUGUUGCCCGGCAUCGCCGAGCAGCCAGUGGUGGUCAACGCUGCAGACAUGGACGAAGGAUCUCGCCUGAAGGGCUUCGGUGGAGAACCGGCACGCAAGCUGAUCAUGCAAGCCCUCGGCAAGGACGGCAGAAGAAAGCGUUACCAAGAAGCCAUGUGA